CCCGCGCGCGCUGCUCUGCGAUUGGAGGGAGCGCUUGGCUCCGAUCCCCACCGGGGCUCAAAAGGGACCGAGGUGCCCCGGGGACCGCAGACCGCCUGGCCCUGCACGCCAGAGCCAUGAUGCCUCACCUCUGGGCUGCGGGGCUUUUCCCGCUGUUCCUGGUGGGCCUCGCCCAGCCGACCCAGAAGAUGAAGCUGGAUUGCUACAAGGGGGUGACGGGCACCAUCUACGAGUACGGAGCCCUCACCCUCAAUGAAGAGGAGUAUGUGCAGUUCCAGCGCUAUGCGGGCAAGCAUGUGCUCUUUGUCAACGUGGCCACGUACUGAGGCCUGACAGCUCAGUAUCCUGAACUGAAUGCACUACAGGAGGAGCUGAAGCCUUUUGGUGUCGUCGUGCUGGGCUUUCCCUGCAACCAGUUUGGAAAACAAGAACCAGGGAAGAACUCAGAGAUCCUUUCUGGGCUCAAGUAUGUGCGUCCCGGUGGUGGUUUUGUUCCCAAUUUUCAGCUCUUUGAGAAAGGGGAUGUGAAUGGAGAAAAAGAACAGAAGGUCUUUACCUUCCUGAAGAACUCCUGCCCUCCAACCUCUGAUCUUCUGGGUUCAUCAAACCAGCUCUUCUGGGAGCCCAUGAAGGUCCACGACAUCCGCUGGAACUUCGAGAAGUUCCUGGUGGGGCCUGACGGAGUCCCGGUCAUGCGCUGGUUCCACAAGGCUCCCGUCAGCGCGGUCAAGGCAGACAUCCUGGAGUACCUGAAACAGUUCCGAAGCGAGUAGAAAGGGCCGGAGACCCUCCGAAGCGGCCGCCUGCCUCCCACCUGAAGGAUGUGCUCCACACUGGGUCCAUCUUUGCUCCGCGUCCCUUCCCGCCCAGCACCCUAUGACCAGACCCUCCCCAAAGCAGGAGUUCGCCGGCGCUCGUGCGCUCACGAGUGUGUUCGAAAACAAGGGAAAGAAUACCUUUGUCCCCAAAUCUCUGCUCCAGAAAUACCAAGUUCUCACCACUCCACCCCAAAGGAAAGGCAUAUGCCAGGGUAGAUGGUCCAGACUACCCAGUGUCCCUAAAAAGGCGAUGCCCGGAAGUUCUGGCCUCUGUCCUUUCUCCAGCCUGAAGGGUUAAAGAAGCAGAAGCUAGAAGGUUCUCAAGAUCCCCUCUGUAGCCUUUCUCUCUUCCCAGAUAAAGCAGGUUGUAAGGCUCUUCCUCUCCCGCAUGCGACCUGCGCUGCCCUGACGCCCUGGAGUUCUCUUUCUCACCCAUCUCUGCAGGCCUCAUGUGAAAGGAGGGGCAUCUCCAUGACGGCGGGUCCUGAAGCCGCCUGGGUCGGACCCGACCAGAGCCUUCCUUGGUGCCUGUCCCUUAGUGCAUUCAGGCAUGGCACCUGGGCAGGGAUGUCCCUUCGUUCUGAAGGAUGCGCUUUCCCCUCACCCGAGCUGCCCCCACCUUCAAACUCCUUCCCGUCACUGUCUCAAAUAAAGUGGAUUCU
Messenger RNA from Mustela lutreola (European mink), 1480 nucleotides. RefSeq names its product glutathione peroxidase 6 (gene GPX6). The transcript has 5 exons. Gene Ontology annotation, biological process: response to oxidative stress. The record is from RefSeq and is a predicted model, not a curated record. Gene Ontology annotation, molecular function: glutathione peroxidase activity. Lineage: Eukaryota; Metazoa; Chordata; Mammalia; Carnivora; Mustelidae.